AUGGCAGAGCGCUUUGAACGGAUGAAAAAGAAACGGGCAACAAUUCGCGCUUUGACAACAAAGUUGUUGACUCUGAUUGAAGUGGAGGUAAGCAAAGAUGAGCCCGACUGUGAUAAACUCCGUGACAUGCUGUCAGUUUUGAAGACAAAAGAGGAAUGCUUGACUGACUUGGACAAAGUAAUUGAAGAUGAGACUCCGACCGAAGCAUUGGAGGCGGAGAUUGCAAGUGCACAGGAUUACCAGGAUCUGAUCAUCAUGUGUAAGGCUCGCUCUACGAGACUUAUUCAAAAAACAGAAACAUCUGUGAACGUGCGGAUCCCUGGGCCAUGGCAGUCCCACCGUGGUCAGUGGAAGGAGCACUGCAAAAACAUCACCAGCAUGUCGCUCAUUGAUGACGUGCAGCUACACAAGGCGGAGAAGGCCUGGAAGCCCUCGACGAAAAAGGCCGCCAGAGGCCGAGGGGAGGAUGAUGGGACUGGAUCAAAUGAUGAAGAGCUUACCCCCGAGCAAGUCGUAACGCAAGAAACCCUGAAGCGAUUGCGCAGUAUCCUCAACAAACUCACGCCGCAGAAGUUCCUGAUUUUGAUGAAUCAGGUGAAGGAGCUGAGCAUAGACACGGAAGAGAGACUGAAGGGCGCCAUCGACCUCAUCUUCGAGAAAGCCAUCUUGGAGCCCAACUUCUCUGUGGUCUACGCCAACAUGUGCCGGUGUCUCUCUGGGUGGAAAGUCCCCACCACAGACAAACCAGGAUCCAUUGUGAACUUCCACAAACUGCUGCUCAAACGCUGCCAGAAAGAGUUUGAGAAGGACCUGGAUGAUGACGAGUUCUUGGACAAAAAGCAAAAAAAGAUGGAGGCCGCGAAAGACGAGGAAGAACGUGAACGCGUGCACAUAGAGCUGCAGGAAGCCCGUGACAAGGCCUGGCACCGCCGGCUGGGCAACGUCAUGUUCAUCGGUGAACUUUUCAAGUUGAGGAUGCUGACGGAAGCCGUCAUGCAUAACUGUGUGUUGAAACUACUGAAGAAUCAUGAUGAAGAGUCUCUGGAGUGCCUCUGCAGGCUUCUCUCCGCAAUUGGCAAGAUCUUGGACUUAGAGAAAGCCAAGCCUUGUAUGGAUCAGUAUUUUAAUCAGAUGAAAAAGAUCAUCAAAGAGAGAGAAACGUCAUCCCGAAUCCGCAUCAUGCUACAAGAUGUCUUUGACCUCAGAAAGUGUAACUGGGUGCCUCCGAGAGGAAACCAGGGUAUUAAAACCAUUGACCAGAUCCACAAGGAUGCAGAGAUGGAAGAGCACAGGGAGCAGAUCAAAAUCCUGCAGCAACUCGCGUCCAAAAAGAACAGGGGCGGAGGCAGAAUGGGAGGAGGUAUGGGCGACCAACGCCCUCACAUACCAGGAGGGGGAGAUCGUGGCAGCCGGGACCUUCCAGCCAAGCGCGAGAGUGCCCCCGCACCACCUACUCUUCCUGAACCAGCAAUGUCAGAAGAAGCGAUGGAGAAGAAGUCCACGGCCAUCAUCGAUGAGUUCCUCCAUAUCAAUGAUUUUAAUGAGGCAACCUGGUGCGUAGAUGAGCUAAAAAGCAGCAGUGCACUGUACGUGUUUGUGUGGAACAGUGUGGUAUCCACACUGGAACGCAGCGGCAAAGCUCGUGAGCUCAUGGGCACGCUCCUGUCUAAACUCAUCCUGGCUGGAACCUUGCCCAUUGAGCAGUAUUUUAAAGGGUGAGGCACUAUCCUGGAUGCCGCUGAUGACAUGGCCAUAGACAUACCUCACAUCUGGCUCUACUUGGCUGAAAUCAUCACCCCCAUGCUCCUUGAGGGUGGCAUCCCUAUGGGGCAGCUCUUCAGGGAGAUCUCCAAGCCUCUCCUACCACAAGGGAAGGCCGGUGUGCUACUGGUGCAAAUCCUUCAUUUGCUCUGCAAAGGAAUGACUCAUAGUAAGGUUGGGGCCCUGUGGAAAGAGGCGGGGCUAAAGUGGAAUGACUUCCUGCCAAAGAAUGACAACGUCAACAAGUUUGUCACUGAGCAGCAAGUGGAGUUCACAACUGGAGAGGGGCAGUCCAAGGACAGUACUAAAGAGGCACUAAGCGUGGAUGAGCUCCAGCAAGAGAUUGAGCACCUCCUCCGCGAUAAAGCCAGCGACCAGCGCCUCAAAGACUGGGUGGAGGCCAAUCUGGAUGAGCAGCAAUGGUCCUCCAACCAGUUUGUACGCGCACUCAUGACCACCAUUUGCCAGUUGGCCAUCACAGGUGACCCGUACAAGGUGGACGUGCCGCUUAUCAACAACCGAGCCUCCCUGCUGCAACACUUUCUGAACGACGAACAGAAGGAGCUACAGGCGCACUACGCCCUGCAGGCGCUCAUGGUGCAAAUGAAGCAACCUGCGAACCUCCUGCGGAUGUUCUUCGAAACGCUGUACGACGCCGACGUCAUCAAGGAGGAUGCCUUCUACAAGUGGGAGUCAAGCAAAGACGCGGCGGAGCAGAACGGCAAAGGCGUGGCUCUCAAGUCCGUCACCGCUUUCUUCACUUGGCUGCGCGAGCCCGAAGAAGAGUCCGAUAAGGAAUUGACUUGA
Molecule: messenger RNA, 2568 nt
Organism: Nerophis lumbriciformis (worm pipefish)
Lineage: Eukaryota; Metazoa; Chordata; Actinopteri; Syngnathiformes; Syngnathidae
Source: RefSeq, a predicted model, not a curated record